This is a messenger RNA of Onychostoma macrolepis, 3053 nucleotides long. RefSeq names its product GTPase IMAP family member 9-like. Gene Ontology annotation, molecular function: GTP binding. The coding region runs from base 1665 to 2675 and encodes 336 amino acids. The record is from RefSeq and is a predicted model, not a curated record. NCBI's taxonomy places the organism in Eukaryota, Metazoa, Chordata, Actinopteri, Cypriniformes, Cyprinidae. The transcript has 4 exons.
AAACGAAACCCAGUUUACAUCUAUGCAUGCACGAUGUGCUCUUCAUUUAAAGGUAUUUUCAUCUGGAUCUGAUACACAACGUACAAGUUAUCACCUUUUGUUUGAACCCACCCAUUUUUCAUGUUACCAAAAGUAUUGGAACAUGUGACUGACAGGUGUGUUUUGUUGCCCUGGUGUGUCCUAUUAAUUGAUUAUUCAAACAAUAAAUAGCACUGAAUGUCUGCGCUCAGUUUCAGAUCCAUGCAGACUGCAUUUAUAGUUAGUUAGACGUGUAACCAACAUGAAAACCAGAGAGGUGUCUAUGGGUGAAAAACGAGGAAUUGUGAAGCUGAGAGAAGAAGAAAAAUCAAUCAAAACAAUUCCAUAAACACUGGCAAUAGCAAGUACAACCAUUUGGAAUCUCCUGAGGUAGAAAGAAACCACUGGUGUACUAAGUAACCCACCUCGAAUGGGUAGAUCAAGGAAAACAUCAGCAGUUGUGACAGCUGUAAAGAAAGACCCUAAAACAACUGUUAGUGACAUCAGCAACAACCUCCAGUGGGCAGGAGUGAAGGUCUCACAAUCUACUGUUCGCAGAAGACUUCAUGAACAAAAGUACAGAGGCUACACCAGAAGAUGCAAACCACUCAUUAGCGAGAAGAAUAGAAGACGAGCCUCAAAAAUUCUGGGACAAGGUUUUAUGGACUGAUUUUAUGGACCAAAGUGAUGGAAAGGCUAAUGUUUGGAGAAAGAAAGGAGCUCAUCUGAAACACAGUGUAAACAGGUGUACAUUAUAGUACACAUUACACAGGUAAUGUAAUGGCUUGGGCUUUCAUCGCUUCUUCUGGGACAGGCUCAAUACUCUUCAUUAAUGAUGUAACACAUGACGGCAGCAGCAAAAUGAUCUCAGAAGUCUUCAGAAAUAUUUUGUUUGAAAAUUUACAGAAAGAUGCAACCAAACUGAUUGGGAGAUCCUUCAUCAUGCAGCAAGAUAAUGACCCAAAAUAUAGCACCAAAACAACAAAGUUCAUCAGGGCAAGAAGUGGAAGGUUUUAGACUGGCCAAGUCAAACUCCACACUUAAACCCUGUAGAGUAUGCAUUUUACCUGCUAAAUAAGAGACUGAAGGGAGUAACCCCCCAAAACUGAAAGAGGCUGCGGUGAAAGCCUGGAAAAGCAUCACAAAAGAAGAAUGCAAAAGUUUGGUGAUGUCAAUGGGUCACAGACUUGAUGCAGUUAUUGAAAGCAAAGGAUUUGCAACUAAAUAUUAAGUCUUAUUCACUUUAAUCUAGUUUAAGUCAGUCUGUUCCGAUACUUUUGCUCACAUGAAAAAUGUGUGGGUUCAAACAAAAGGUGAUAUCUUCUAAGUUGUGUGUCAGAUCCAGAUAUGAAUACCUGUAAAUAAAAGCUGAAAUGCUGAUCUCUUAUCUCAUAUUCAUCUUUUGAUGUCAAACCCAAAUGUUUUCAGUCUACAGCAAAAAUAAAGGAAUUGGCCUCACUGUUCCAAUACUUUCGAAGGGCACUGUAUAUAUAUAUGUGUGUGUGUAUAUAUAUAUAUCGAGCCUGUGUGCUCGAAACGUUACACCUUAUGUGAAUUUUUUUAAUUAAUAAAUUUUUCUUUGAUACUUUUGGAGCUUAGGUGUUGCCGACUUUGCAUUUUCAAUAUGCUAUAUAUAUAUAUAUACCAUGACUUUCUUUAUAGCUGUGAGGGCCACUUCUCCUGGACCAUCAACAACGACCUCAAAGUCUUGGGAUGCAUUUUUCUCCCCAGAACUCCUGAUACUUUGUAUAAUUGUCCCUGCUAUUGCAUUAAGGAUUCAGUUCCUCAAGCAACAAAAGCAAGAUUUGGAUGAUGUAGUGCAUCUUCCAGGUGAUCCACUCCGGAUUCUUUUAGUUGGAAAAACAGGGGUGGGAAAAAGUGCAACAGGCAACACAAUCCUGGGAAAAAAGGUUUUCAAAUCAAAGAUAUCAUCCUCUUCUGUGACCGGGGAGUGUGAAAAAAAUCAUGCAAUAAUAAAUGGCAGAAAAGUAUCCGUCAUUGACUCUCCAGGUCUGUUUGACACCAGCCUAACUACAGAGGAAGUGGUCAACAGAAUUAAACGCUGUAUCCCUCUCUCUGCUCCUGGUCCACAUGUCUUCUUAGUUGUGAUUCAGCUGGGCAGAUUCACUGAUGAAGAGGCAGCAGCUGUUAGAAUCAUUCAAACAGUUUUUGGUGAGGAAUCCUCCAAUUACAUCAUGGCACUAUUCACUCAUGGAGAUCGACUGGAGGACAAAAACAUUCACACAUUUGUGCGGGACAACCCAAAACUGCUCAAUUUCAUCAAAACAUGCAGCGGACGAUACCAUGUGUUCAACAAUCAAGAACAAAAUCCUGAACAAGUCAAUCAGUUGCUCGACCAGAUUGAUAAAAUGGUCACUGGAAAUGGAGGUCAAUACUACACCAGUGAGAUGCUUGAAAGGGUAGAAAGAGCAAUUGAGAAAGAGAAACAACGUAUCCUGAAGGAGACUGAGGAGCAGAGACAGAGGGAGAUAGAAGCUCUUAGGGCUCAACUUCAGGAUGAGGCCUAUGAAAGAGCAUUAGUAAAGUUAAACAAUAAAUAUGAAGAGGAUGCAAGAAUCAAAGCAGAGAUUGACCUUCCAUAUUUGAUCCACUUGGUCAGUUAUUUAUUUAAAGUAUUUAGUAAAUUCUUAUGGUGACCUUAGUGAAAAUGGAGGGUAUUGAAAAAUCUCAUGAUUUAUAGAUUUUAUAUUUGAAAAUUACUUUACAAUGAGUUAUUAAUAAAUAGAAACAAAGCAUGUUUACACUAUAUUCUGGUGAAUAUGAAAUCUGAAAGUUUAAUAAUUUGAAGGUGGGUAUACGGUGUAAGUGAAAUGUCUGAGAAAUGUGUCUCUGUAUUGCAAGCUCUAUAUAAAUGAAGGACUUCUUUAAUUUUUGUGUUCUAUAUAAAUUGUACUUGAGAUUUGUUUGUGUGUGAGAUUAAAAAAACAGAAAUCAAAAUUAUCAACACUUUUGAGAUUUAUACAUCAUCUGAAAGCUGAAUAAAUAUUAUGUCCAUUGAUGUAUGGUUUGUUAGG